AUGGCUAUGUCCGAUCUUCCAAGGGAAUUGUUGGAGGGGAUACUCUCUAGGGUUCCGUUACAGUCCACCAAAGCAGUUAGGUCUACUUGCAAAAACUGGAACACUUUAUCCUACGAUCAGAGCUUUACAAAGAAGAUCACAAGAUUAGCAAUCAAGGAAGAUGAGCUUCUGGUGGUCAUGAUGAUGGAUUACAAGGUUUUUUUAAUGAGUGUUAAUCUCCAUGGAAUUCAUAACCACAACGACGUUAAAUCAUGUAUCGUGCAUAAAGCUAAACUCAUUUGCCUAAACGAUGGUGCGGAUCAUGGAGUUGAUAACAUAUCUAGUGUCUUUCACUGCGACGGUUUAUUGUUAUGCAUCACCAAUGACAUAAGCUAUACUCUGGUGGUUGGGAAUCCUUAUUGUGGGCAAUUCAGGUCGAUCAAACUCAGAGAGGAUCACAAGUUAUUUGACAGGUACGCUCUUGGAUACGAGAAGAACGACUCGUUUCGUAACUAUAAAAUCUUGAGACGUUAUGAUAAACGCUUGUCUAGAUUUUAUGAGUUUGAUAUCUACAAUCUUACCUCUGGCUCUUGGAAGGUUUUUCAUUUGGCGCUUGAUUGGAAAAUCCCGUCUUUUCAACUCGGCGUGUCUCUCAAGGGAAAUACUUAUUGGUUUGCUAGAGAGAGGUGUAUAGAAGAAGUAGGAGGACUAAGAACAGAUCUCCCUGGUUUCUUGAUCUGUUUUGAUUUUACAACUGAGAGAUUUGGACCGCGUCUUCGUCUCCCCUUUGACUCUUAUUGUGAUGAGGAUACUGUGACUCUCUCUAGUGUUAGAGAAGAGCAGCUUGCGGUGUUAUUUAAGGGCAAGUAUACAUUGAGGAUGGAGAUAUGGGUUACGAAUAAGAUUGACCCUGGAGAAGCGUCGUGGAACAAGUUGUUCUUAGCAGUUAAUCUGACAUCACUCACUGGUCGUCAGUUUUUAUAUUGGGCUAGGAGUUUCUUGAUUGACGAGAAGAAGAAUAUCGCUCUAGUUCUUGGUAAAGAUGCAUCGAACCCUACACGCAACCUAGCUUAUAUCAUUGGAGAUGGUGGAUAUUUUAAACAAGUGUAUCUUGGAGUAUCUACACAAGAAUCUUGUUACCCACUUGUGUGCUCUUAUGUCCCAAGUUCAGUGCAAAUUAAGCAAGAUGCACAAGUGAGCAGCGACAUCAAAGCGUCUUGGCUGAAACGUUUCUUUAAUUUUUAUGCAUCUUAA
Camelina sativa (false flax) is the source of this 1233-nucleotide messenger RNA. NCBI's taxonomy places the organism in Eukaryota, Viridiplantae, Streptophyta, Magnoliopsida, Brassicales, Brassicaceae. The record is from RefSeq and is a predicted model, not a curated record.